Molecule: messenger RNA, 906 nt
Organism: Penicillium manginii
Lineage: Eukaryota; Fungi; Ascomycota; Eurotiomycetes; Eurotiales; Aspergillaceae
Exons: 1
Coding region: 1-906 (301 amino acids)
Source: RefSeq, a predicted model, not a curated record
AUGUCCAAUCUAAAUCAAAAUGAGCCCGAUCACGACUUAGAAGGUCUACCUCCAUCUGUAAGACGGUACGUCUACGAAGGACUAGAUCGCUUCUCUCAGAUCAUAACGGUUGAACGAAAGCGCCUACUCAACUCGAUUCUAGAAUGUCGUGAACACAACAAACUCAAUACAGCAUGCGACGAAACCUCCAGCGCUGAUCCGAUCACCCCUGAGGUCACAGAAUUUCUCAUCUUUUCGAUGGACGAGGUUACUUUCCAACGGGAUUUCCUGGACCACGAUCCGAUCCUUGGGUUUUCAAUACGACUAUCAUUCAACCCCGAAACACAAUUUCUCAUCGUUAAGAUGAUCACCCCAGAACACGGCCAGAUCGGUGUCGCCAUCCACGACGCGGUGCACGAGGCUAUUGUAUCUAUGGGGCUCAGAAAUGCAAUUUUCUCUUAUGACGCCGUGGAUAUUGAUGUAAAUGGGAGAAAAAAACAGGCAGAUGUGGGCUGGGGUCCGAGGAGGCCUCCUCCAGGCUGUCCCAAAAAACGACCCUCGGUGGUCGUUGAAAUUGGGGUCUCUGAGACCCAAGGCAAAUUACGCCGAGAUAUCAAUCUUUGGCUCGAUCCCAAUCAGGGGAAUGCCAAGGUCGCUUUUGCAGUCAAACUGAAUCGCAAGAGAGCAAUUAUCAGUAUUGAUAGAUGGAUGUUGGACCCUGCCACCGGGAGACCGAUUCAAUCCCAACAUAUCGAGGUUUCAAAAGACGAGACAGAUGAAUUCAAACUGAUUGGAGGUCCCCUGAUCAUUCUUUUCCGUCAUUUGUUUCUACGAGAUCCCCAGACUCCGCAAGAAAAGGACGUGGUCAUUGACAGGGAACAGUUGAUUGAGAUUGCCGAGUUGGGAUGGGAGAUGCAGUAUAUGUAG